This is a messenger RNA of Priceomyces carsonii, 1110 nucleotides long. RefSeq names its product tryptophan--tRNA ligase (gene MSW1). Gene Ontology annotation, cellular component: mitochondrion; mitochondrial matrix. Lineage: Eukaryota; Fungi; Ascomycota; Pichiomycetes; Serinales; Debaryomycetaceae. The record is from RefSeq and is a predicted model, not a curated record. The coding region runs from base 1 to 1110 and encodes 369 amino acids. Gene Ontology annotation, molecular function: ATP binding; tryptophan-tRNA ligase activity. The transcript has a single exon. Gene Ontology annotation, biological process: mitochondrial tryptophanyl-tRNA aminoacylation.
AUGUUUAUUAGUUUCAGAAAUUCAACUAGAAAAUAUUCUAGCGUGAAGCUCGUGGAGUCAAUACCUGAGUUUGCUCCGAAAUCAACGAUCUUUUCGUUGAUCCAGCCCACCGGAAAGAUACAUUUGGGUAAUUACUUGGGAGCAGUUAGAAACUGGAAAGACAUUUCUGAUUACAAGAAGCCAGAUUCAACAGUGAUAUUUGGGACAGCAGAUCUACAUGCAAUAACAUUACCACAAGACCCCGACUCUUUGAGAAAGUGGAGAUAUGAAACACUUGCUAGUUUAGUGUCCAGUGGUAUAAACCCUGAGAAAUGUGUGCUCUAUCAUCAGUCAUCAGUGCCAGAGCACACAGAGCUCUGCUGGCUAUUAAUUUGCUUGUCGAGCAUGGGAAGCUUGAAUAGAAUGACUCAAUGGAAGCUGAAGACAAAGCAAAAUCAUUCGGCUUCAAUAUUUGACGAGGAUAUUUUAAGCAAUACGAGAGCCGGAGUUUUAUGCUAUCCCGUACUACAGGCCGCUGACGUCUUGAUCUACAAAUCGACACAUGUUCCAGUCGGGGAGGACCAAUCUCAGCAUCUUGAGCUUUGCAGAAACAUCGCUGCUACGUUUAACAAUACCUAUAAGUCCGAUUUUUUUCCCUUACCACAAACAUUGAUUACUCCCACUAAGAAGAUUCUAUCGUUGAGAAAUCCGGAGAAGAAGAUGUCAAAAUCUGACCCCGAUGAGUCAUCUUGCAUUUAUGUUAUUGAUAGUCCUGACGUUAUCAAAAAGAAGAUCCGAAGAGCAGUGACUGAUUCCAUACAAGGACCAAUUUACUUCGACCCUGAAAAGAGGCCCGGUGUGUCAAAUCUCAUCAAUAUCAUUUCUGGUUUAACUAGGAAACUGGUUGAAGAUACUGUCAAGGAAUUGUCCUGGGUUAAGGAUCACAAACAAUUAAAGGAUCACGUAUCGGACAUCCUUAUACACGAAUUUGAGGGCCAGAGGAAAACUUACAAGGAAUUAAUGAAAGAUCACAGCUAUAUAGAUGAAGUGAGCAAGAAAGGCACAGAAAAAGCUAGAGAUAUAGCCCUGAAAAACUUGCUUGAUGCCAAAAAAUUGGUCGGUUUAGUAUAG